This is a messenger RNA of Penicillium atrosanguineum, 828 nucleotides long. Its product is annotated as putative short-chain dehydrogenase/reductase family protein. Lineage: Eukaryota; Fungi; Ascomycota; Eurotiomycetes; Eurotiales; Aspergillaceae. The record is from RefSeq and is a predicted model, not a curated record. Bases 1 to 828 code for a protein of 275 amino acids. The transcript is spliced from 4 exons.
AUGGGCCGCCUCCAAGGAAAAAACGCUGUUAUCACCGGUGCCGCGGGUGGCAUCGGCCUCGAGACCACCAUCCUCUUCGCCCGUGAGGGCGCCAGCGUGCUCAUGGGCGAUAUCUCAGAGCCCGCCCUGGCCAAAGCCAUCGCCAAGGUGAAGGAGGUCGUCCCCAACGCAGGUCGUAUCGAGACCAUCCGCUGCGACGUGUCCAAGGAGGCCGACGUGCAGGCCAUGAUCGAGUCUCAGGAUAGCUGGGGCGGUAUGGACAUUAUUUUCAACAACGCGGGCAUCAUGCACGCCGACGACGCCGACGCAGUUGACACACCCGAGAAGAUCUGGGAUCUUACACAGAACAUCAACGUCAAGGGUGUCUGGUUCGGUUGCAAGCAUGCCGUAUUGGCUCUGCGCCGUAACAGCAAAAAGAACGGUAGCGUUAUCAACACUGCUAGUUUCGUCGCUUUAAUGGGAGCUGCUACACCCCAGCUUGCCUACACUGCUAGCAAGGGCGCAGUCCUUGCUCUGACUCGCGAGUUGGCUGUUGUGCACGCUCGUGAGGGCUUCCGCUUUAACUCUCUCUGCCCCGGUCCUCUGAACACCCCCUUGCUGCAGGACUGGUUGGGCGACGACCACGCCAAGCGUUUCCGUCGCGAGGUCCACUUCCCCAGCGGCCGAUUCGGCGAGGCUGUCGAGCAGGCUCAAGCGGUUCUUUUCCUGGCUAGCGACGAGAGCAGCUUCGUCAACGGCACUGACUUUGUUGUCGAUGGUGGAUUGAGCAAGGCCUAUGUCACCCCGGAGGGCCCCGCGCCGGCCGCGCCCAAGAACAACGCCCAGUAG